AUGUCUAAACUUCUUGUUAACACCCUUAGUUUGGGUACUAUUGGCGGUACAGCCUUAUAUUUCUGGGGGAAAUCAUCAACACCGACUACUCCAGUCCAGUCUCCCAAUUUGCCUGCCCCAAUCACCAGCCCAUCUGGGACCGUAUUCGAUCCAUCUUCGAUCAACCCACAAGGAUUUUUCAAGUUUGGGUUUCCUGGUCCAAUCCAUGAUUUGGCCAAUAGAACUGAGUUUGUCAGUUGUUAUGAUAGAUCUACAAGAAACCCGUAUUGGGUCAUUGAACAUAUAACGAAGGCCUCAUUAGCCAAGGCAGAACUGAAUGGUGAUAGAAAAAGAUCAGUCUUUAAAGAAGAUGAGGCAAUUCCCUUGAAAUUCAGAAACCGGUUACGUGAUUAUUUCCGUAGUGGGUUUGAUCGUGGACACCAAGCGCCUGCAGCUGACGCUAAGUUCAACCAGUUGGCUAUGGACGAAACUUUCUAUUUGACUAAUAUGUGCCCACAAGUAGGCGAUGGAUUCAAUCGUGAUUAUUGGAGUCAUUUUGAAGACUUUGUGAGAAGGUUGACCAACAAGUACGAUGACGUUAGAGUUAUGACUGGGCCUUUGUAUUUGCCGAAAUUGGGUGCUGAUGGAAAGUAUAGGGUGACUUACGAAGUGAUUGGCUCUCCCCCAAAUAUAGCUGUCCCAACACAUUUUUUCAAAUUGGUUGUUGGUGAAACGCUGGGUUCGGAAAAAAUCAGCUGUGCUGCGUUUGUUUUACCGAACGACGUCAUAGAUAAUAGCACCCCGUUGACCUCUUUCCAGGUACCAGUAGAAGCAUUGGAAAGAUCAAGUGGGUUAGAUUUGUUACAAAAAGUUCCUUACUACAACAAACAGGACUUGUGCAAGCAAGUUAAAUGUGAAAUCAUUGUUAGAGAGUUUCCAAAACAAGUUGACAAAGUAUUAGGUUUACCUGCUGGAAAAACAUAG
Candida dubliniensis CD36 is the source of this 963-nucleotide messenger RNA. RefSeq names its product ribonuclease. NCBI's taxonomy places the organism in Eukaryota, Fungi, Ascomycota, Pichiomycetes, Serinales, Debaryomycetaceae. Gene Ontology annotation, cellular component: nucleus; mitochondrial inner membrane. The transcript has a single exon. Bases 1 to 963 code for a protein of 320 amino acids. Gene Ontology annotation, molecular function: single-stranded DNA endonuclease activity; nucleic acid binding; RNA endonuclease activity. The record is from RefSeq and is a predicted model, not a curated record. Gene Ontology annotation, biological process: apoptotic DNA fragmentation.